This is a messenger RNA of Labrus bergylta (ballan wrasse), 930 nucleotides long. Its product is annotated as germ cell-specific gene 1-like protein. Gene Ontology annotation, cellular component: plasma membrane. Lineage: Eukaryota; Metazoa; Chordata; Actinopteri; Labriformes; Labridae. The record is from RefSeq and is a predicted model, not a curated record.
AUGAGGCUAGAGCGCGGCCGGCGGGCUUCUCUGGCACUCACCCUCAAUUUUUUGGCGUUUGCUUUUGCCCUGUCAGCGGUGACCACCAGCUACUGGUGUGAGGGGACCAGGAAGGUGCCCAAACCGUUCUGCACAGGGCCGCCAAUGAAGGUGAAGCAGUGGUUCUGCAUUCGCUUCAACAGCUCCAACAUCAACGAUAGCCGCCUGGUGCAGUACAUCUUUGAGACAGGAGAGGAGAAGUUCCUAAUGAGGAAGUUUCACACAGGGAUCUUUUUCUCCUGUGAGCAGGCCGCCGACAUGAACGGCUUUGACUGUCGAGAUUUCUCAGAGAUUGCACCUGAACAUGAACGAGGUGUGCUGUGGUUAUGUAUUGUGGCAGAGAGCCUGUACCUCACUCUCCUGUUCGCAGGGGGCGCUCUGAUGGCGUUGGAGCAGUGUCCCUGUUUCAGCAUAAUGAACAAACUGAAGCUCAGUGCCUUUGCCGCCCUGUGCACUGCCCUGUCAGGCCUUUGUGGGAUGGUGGCCCACAUGAUGUUCACCACCAUCUUCCAGCUGGCUGUAGCUAUGGGACCAGAGGACUGGAGGCCAAAAACCUGGGACUACAGCUGGUCUUAUGCCCUGGCGUGGGGCUCUUUUGGCACAUGUAUGGGUUCUGCAGUGACGGCGCUCAACAGGUACACAAAGACCAUCAUAGAGUUUAAAUACAAGCGGAGAAACAUCGAGAAGAAUCUCAUGAUCAAGCAGAAGAUGAUAGAGCUUGACCUUCCCGAGCAGGUGUGGGACAUGUACUUGACCUCUGACCCCGCCGACACCCCGGACCCCGAGGCUCAGCUCGACCCCCAGCUCAAUGGACACAAACCAUCCAACGGGACAACAUAUGAGGUGGAGCAGGAAGACAGCGCAGAGACACAGGGGGAGGCGUACUGCUGA